Exophiala viscosa is the source of this 1621-nucleotide messenger RNA. Its product is annotated as chalcone synthase. Gene Ontology annotation, biological process: polyketide biosynthetic process. Gene Ontology annotation, molecular function: acyltransferase activity, transferring groups other than amino-acyl groups. Lineage: Eukaryota; Fungi; Ascomycota; Eurotiomycetes; Chaetothyriales; Herpotrichiellaceae. Bases 377 to 1600 code for a protein of 407 amino acids. The record is from RefSeq and is a predicted model, not a curated record. The transcript is spliced from 3 exons.
CCCCAGUCUCAAACCGGUUGCACGCGAUCAUUGACCGUUCCUAACUUACGAGGUCAAAUUCCCGUAUUCCGUACCGCGCCAUCUUUGGAAUCCCAUCAACGCUGCUCGUACAUACAUACAUACGUGCGAAAGUCACUUUUGCCUCUUUACGACUACAGCUCGACGGCCUUCAACAGCUUGCCUCUCGUUACUGUCGCUCUUUUGGAACAACACAACCCUCGUUGUCGAUCCUACAUUUGCCGUUUCAUUCGCGUUUGAGACUGAGUGCAAGCAAUCUAGCACAUCCCAACGUCAUCGAUCCCAAGGAAAUUCUGUUGGGCCUCGGUCGGAUUUGGACUUGGCUAGACGUCGACCACCAAGCCCAGCAACGACCAUAAUGUCGCCCGCAGCAGUUCACAACAAGGUCACUCCUCCUUAUCAGAGGCCAGACCUAUAUAUCUAUGGCACUGGAGUCGAAUACCCUCCAUACGAAAUCAAACCUGAGAACCUGGAAACUCUUGCGAGGCGGUUCUAUCCCAAGACCCCGGCGCUCGACAAGGUGCUGACAAUCAACGAGUACACCGGGAUUGACUCUCGUUCCGCCAUUGGUACCAUCGACCACCCCAUUGCCAAUGCGCCCGAAGCUCCAACAAUCGCUGAAUUGUGCGAUGUCUUCCUUGAUCACGGCGUGAAGCUGUCCGUAGCAGCUUGUCGUAAGGCUUUGGAACAAUGGGGUGGCGAUUUGUCCGAGAUCACUCACGUUGUUGCCACCACAUGCACGAAUUCCGCAAAUCCUGGCUAUGACCAUUAUGUCGUCAAACAGCUUGGUCUCAACCAAAGCAUAGAAAAGGUGCUGUUGCAUGGUAUCGGAUGCUCUGGUGGCUUGAAUGCUUUGAGGACGGCGGCGAACAUCGCUCUCGGUUCAAGCUUCCGGCGAAAACCCGCCCGAGUAUUGGUCCUCGCCUGUGAGAUCUCUAGUACUCUUGUUCGAUCUGAGCUGGACUCAAUACACAAGAACCAAGAAGUCAGAAUAGGUGUCACCUUGUUCAGUGAUUGCGCAUCAGCUGUAGUGCUGGGCAAUGGGUUCAGUGACCGGUACGAUGAAGAACCUUUGUUGGAGCUUCUAGGCUGGGAUCACAGAAUCAUUGAAGAUACGGAGAAAGACCUAGGAUUCGAUGUUGACCCUCUCGGCUGGAAAGUCGUGCUGACCCCACGGGUUCCCAAGUUGGCCGCGGCAGCCGUGCCAGCCAUGUAUGAGGACUUGGUCUCGUCAAUACCGGAGCUUGUUGACCUAGGGAAAUUUAAAGCUUCGGAUUAUGAUUGGGCCCUCCAUCCAGGUGGUGCGACUGUCCUCAGCGGCGUCGAAAGGGCGAUGAAGCUGAAACCUGAGCUGCUUCGGGCAAGUUAUGAAGUCUACAUCACCCACGGCAACAGCUCAAGUGCGACCUUUUUCAGCGUGCUGAACCGAUUGCUGCAAGGAGAAACAACGGAGCACAUCAUCGGCUGUGCUUUCGGGCCUGGUAUAGCUGUCGAGAUGAUGGUGUUCAAGCGCAGCAACCAAGUCUCCGAGGCAGGCACUGUGAGUCCGACGGAGACUUUGGUCGCUGAAGAUGUCGACUGAGGUACGGGAGGAACACUCGUA